AUGCGAAAUAUUUUUAAACGAAAAUCACGUAAACCGAAAGGCUCCAUAAAUGAGGCUGAUCCACCACUAUCCAACCCAUCAGAAGCAACAGCAUCGGGAAAUGUAACUUCAUCAGCACGAUCAGCUCCCUAUACAUAUUCUUCAAAUGUCUACGCUCCAGUUACUUCUAAGCCAUUACAUGCUAGCAAACGUGGUGAGCAACAAAAACUAAUAUUUCAUUGUCAAUUAGCACAUGGUAGUCCAACUGGUGUUAUAACAGGCUUUAGUAAUGUUAAAGAAUUAUAUCAAAAAAUAGCCGACUGUUUUGAAAUACCAGCAUCAACAAUUCUAUUUUGUACAUUAAAUACACAUAAAAUUGAGAUGAGUAAAUUAUUAGGUGGACAAAUUGGUUUAGAUGAUUUUAUAUUUGUACAUGUUAAAGGACAAGCAAAAGAAAUAGAAGUUGUUAAAUCAGAACCUGCUCUUGGUUUGACUAUUACUGACAAUGGAGCAGGCUAUUCUUUUAUCAAACGUAUUAAAGAACAAAGUGUAAUUGAACGACUUCAAAAUCUUGUCAAAGUUGGUGACCAUAUUGAAAAAAUAAAUGAUACAUCGCUUGCUGGCACACGACAUUUUCAAGUAGCUAAAAUGUUAAAAGAUAUUCCUGUUGGUUCAACAUUUAAAUUACGUUUAAUCGAACCAAAUACUUUUGGAUUUCAAAUUGAACCACCUCAACGUCGUCGUAAGGCAGGUGGUGAUAUUAAAAAUGGUACCAAAACUCUUCGUUUUAAAGCUGAUGGUAAAGCAAGUAUUGAAGAAGUUGAUGAUGUUAUGGUAAAAGCCAUUGAACGUAUUAAUGGUCUUCUGGAAACUUAUAUGGGUAUAAAUGAUUCUGAACUUGCACAUCAAAUUUGGGAUUUAGCAGAAAAUAAAAGUAAUCCAAGUGAUUUUACUUUGGCUAUUAAUGAUUCAGAACUUGGCUCGUUUAACUUUACAGAUGACUUUGUGUUUGAUAUAUGGGCUGCAAUUGAUGAUGUUAAAGUUGGACGUCUUCCAGAAGAGAAAGAAUUUGAAAAUGAACGACUAUAG
Molecule: messenger RNA, 1068 nt
Organism: Rotaria socialis
Lineage: Eukaryota; Metazoa; Rotifera; Eurotatoria; Philodinida; Philodinidae
Source: the annotation of a GenBank genome assembly